CAACCUAUUAAUCAAUCCACCAUUUCUAUCAUUUUUGAUCAUCACGGAUCGCUUGUCCGUAGUUUUUAAGGUGCCCUAUUAUUAGGAUCACGACAAUAUCAAUUGCUGCCAUGGUAUGCUCCCAGGUUGAUACUAGCCGCAGAGGAUGCUGAUAAAACAGGUUCGCCCCAUAACUGACGAAGACACGGGCCUCAGGGUCCUUCACAAGCCAGUAGUGGAGGAGACAACUGAAAACCAAGCACCUAUUAUCGAGUAUAAUCUCUACCCUUACGCGAACCUUUCUAUUUUCUCUAACGCGUUUAAGCAUUGUCGCAAUCCAUGGCAUCGGUGCCCAUCCCGUCGAUACUUGGUGUAAAAAGGUCGGCACAGGCGAAACGUCGCACUACGUCAACUGGCUCGAGAAAGAAGACAUGCUACCAUCAGUAGUACCGAAUGCUCGGAUAAUGCGAUACGGAUAUAUGUCUCGGUGGUAUGGGGAUGAUGCUAUCCGCCAGAAGGCAACCACUGUUGCAGACCGCCUACUUAUCUCCUUGAAACGGAAAAGAAGGGUAAGCCGUUAUAUUGCCUUCCUUAAUUCAAAGUACUGAUUUUGUUUCUAGGGCCCUGCUCUCCAAUCGCGGUCUCUUAUCUUCGUCGCUCACUGUUUUGGUGGACUGGCCGUCUUACAGGUUUGAAUGUUUACAUUGUACGAAAGGACUGCCAGCUAAAACACUAUAGGCACUUCUAAAUGCAGAACGUUUUCCCGACGAUUGGCCUGGAAUAUAUUCUGCCACUUGCGGCAUAGUGUUCCUUGGUACCCCUUUCAGAGGGGCGCCUGGAUUAACACUAAGCGAACUUCUCAAGGCUGUCGAUGCUGAAUACCAAGAUACAAUUCAAGGAGAAAUCUUACGGAUACUUGAGCCUGACGAUGAAUCACUGCUUGAGAUGGUACAUGUCUUUGAGAAGAUUCAGGCAAAGUCACUUCAGAGAGCCAAUAUUAUAUGUUUCUUUGAGCAGAAGCCAUGUAAUGUUAAGGCUAUCUUAGGAAAAGAGGAGAAGAAGGUAUGUUACAUCUAAACCUAGGGAAGCUCUAAGACUAAUUAGGAUAGUCAUUUGCUGUUUUGGAAGGUUCCGGUUGCCUUGGUUUAGCGCAGAAAAUCGGACUCCAACGGAAUCAUUUCGAUAUAAACAAAUUUGGGAAGCCUACAGACGAGGAGUAUCUGACGGUAUGUGAUGCCAUAACCGGUAUUGCAGAUGCUGUCCCGAGUAUGGUCUUCUUAGCUCGGUCUUAAUGUAAACUGUCCUAGUUAGCUAAAUAUGAUUAAUAUCUAAUUAUUAAAUAGCCGAACUACUGUCUUCCCGUAGAGGUAAUGAUAGUUAUACAUUUGAUAGAAUACUUGAACAACAGGAUUUUAGUAAGCCUCUCUAUUUCUAUCGCUUUGAUUAGAUUAUCUCUAAUAUUGCGUAAAGCAUGCCUUCGGUCUCUAGCUUUUUUAGAAAUGGACUAUCGACGACACGAUACAUAACGAGCUCAUGCAAAUACAUGUGGCUGGAUUACUAGUCAUUCCUCGUAUACUACCUGGCUUCAGGAAGGCUCUGGAAUUCUCUGGAUCAAGGGCAAGCCUGGAUCGGGGAAAUCUACAUUAUUGGAAUUUCUCCUUCGGCAUUUUAAGAAGCAGGCUCUCUACCAGGAAUCCAUUCAACUUUCCUUCUUCUUACACGGUCGUGGUACUGUGUUACAGAAGAGUCGCCUUGGGAUGUAUCGGUCUCUCUUACAUCAAUUGCUACGAACGGCACCCACUGCUCAAGCUGAAUUUCGCCACGCCUUUCAAGAGCGGUCUAGGAGCCAAGGAGAUCCUGGAGAGGACUGGAACUGGCAUACCAAUGAGCUCCGUACUUUCUUUGUUAACGCUGUUGAGCAUGUUGCGAAAACACAACCAGUUAAUAUAUUUGUCGACGCAUUAGACGAGGCUAACGAUGGUACUAGCGAUCAAAAGACAAGUUAUCAAAUUGUUUCGGAUUUCCAUGACCUGAACGACCUUCUUUGCCGCCAACACCUUAGAUCUACAAUUUGCUUCUCAUGCCGCCAUUUCCCUAUCGUAGCCGAUAAUCAAGGACGUGAUAUCUGUGUUGAGAAUGAAAAUCAUAAAGAUAUCUCAGAUUAUGUUUACGAUGAGCUUCAUAGAAGACUUUCUGUAAAUGAGAUUGAGAAACAAUACCUGGUAGAGCUACAAAAUACCAUUGUCGAAAGAGCACAAGGGGUAUUUCAAUGGGCCACACUUGCGGUUGGUUUAGCAGUUCAACAUCACAAUAAUGGUAUACCAUCAGAUGAGAUAAGCCAGAUGUUGGCAAAGGUCCCUGAAGAGCUAGGUGGUGUCUAUAGACAUAUCCUAAGCGAGGUCGUCGACAAGAACAGUUAUAAGCGAACUCUACGUCUUAUGAGAUGUGUAUAUCUCGCGGAACGGCCUUUAACGGUAACUGAGAUAUAUUUCGCUAUGUAUCUACCAGAUACCGAGGUACUUGGUGUAGAGCCUUCUCGUUUAAAUCUAUCAUUGCCCACAUAUGUGGUGGAGCGGCAAAUUACUAGCCUAUCCGGAGGCCUUAUUGAGCUUAGGCAGCAUGACAAGAAUCAGAUAAUACAGUUUAUUCACCAAUCUGUGAAUGAUUUUAUUUUACGAGAUGGGCUCCAAUUGCUCGACGAGCUGGAUUCUCAAGACCUGAUCGGACAAGGUCACUAUCAGUUGUCGCUUAUUUGUGGAAACUACAUGAAAAUGAGUGAAAUAGUCAAGCAAGAUCGAUGCUGA
Molecule: messenger RNA, 2783 nt
Organism: Hymenoscyphus albidus
Lineage: Eukaryota; Fungi; Ascomycota; Leotiomycetes; Helotiales; Helotiaceae
Source: the annotation of a GenBank genome assembly